Ostrea edulis (European flat oyster) is the source of this 2043-nucleotide messenger RNA. RefSeq lists its product as uncharacterized. The record is from RefSeq and is a predicted model, not a curated record. Gene Ontology annotation, molecular function: biotin--[biotin carboxyl-carrier protein] ligase activity. The transcript has 8 exons. Gene Ontology annotation, cellular component: cytoplasm. NCBI's taxonomy places the organism in Eukaryota, Metazoa, Mollusca, Bivalvia, Ostreida, Ostreidae. The coding region runs from base 173 to 1645 and encodes 490 amino acids. Gene Ontology annotation, biological process: protein modification process.
CCUGCAAAAAUUAUCGUCAUUGAAAACACGUGACUACGAACGAAGACGCUGUUUGUUUUACCUAGUUAGCUAAUCUUUCUUCGAUACUCAUCGCAAGUCUGGGCAGUAAUGCCCUAAGUAGGACACCAGCUGACCUACAGGUACUUCCUCAAGUCAACCUACUUUUUGAGCAAUGCAAAAUUUCGACGUCGGCGAAUUUACGACGCUGUUGACAAGUGCAUUUGUGGGGAGAAAAUUAAUUUACAAGGAUGUCACAGAUACCACAAUGGACGAUGCCAAAUUUGGAGGGAUUCAAGGUGCACCCCCAGGAACCAUAUACCUGUCAGAAAUACAAAACAAAGCCCGUGGAACAAAGGACAACAAGUGGCAUGCUCUGAACAGAGGGAACCUAUAUCUGUCCAUUGUCAUUCACAGGCCUCCGCCAGUUACUGAAAAUUCAUUUACGGAGAGAUUUGAGUUACAGGUGACAGGAGCCAUGUCUUUAUUGUGUACUCUACAUGAUAUGUCCAUUACUGGAGCAAGUGUAAAGUGGCCGAAUGAUGUGUGGGUAAGAGGCCAUAAACUGGCUGGUUUCCUGGCAGAACAUGGAGGUAUAUUACCAGAUUCCCAAAAUGAUUCACACCUGUUUGUGCUUGGAAUAGGGAUCAAUGUAAACUCUGACAUGCGACGUCAUCCGGACCUCGUUGGAAUUGCCACCAGCAUUCGCUGUGAAAAUGGAGGGGCCAUGGUCAGUCGAGAGAGGGUCCUGGCAGACGUCUGCAACAAGCUGGAGUACUACCUUAGUCUCAGUCAUGGGGAUCUUUACAUCGAGGCGUGCAAAUUUCAAAUGUUCAAGAAAGGUCAUCCAGUCCGAGUUCAUCGUUUAAUUGAUGGCUUUAUGUUUCCAGCUACAGUCGAAGGAAUGGAGGAAAACUGGAACAUGAUUGUUAAAGAUAAAAAUGGAAAACGGAUACAAUGCAAGUCCGGUGAUCAUUCUAUACGAUCUUUGCCAAACAACUUCAUCUAUGUGUACAGUGGAAGACUCGCGGUUCCCUGGAGGGUUCGUCUUAUUCUGAAUUCUCUCAAGUCUGUGGUGGACACCACCAAAUUUUCUAUGGAUGCACUAAAUGACGAGAAAUUGAAGGAUGGAGCUUGGAGAAGAGAUGCUGUGGUGGUUGUAAUGGGAGAACUGACUUCCGGAAUUGUGGACAGUGUGGGAAACUUUACAACAGUGCAGGAAUUCACCCAGUCUGGGGGUGCAGUGAUACUCAUCAAAACCAAAGCAGAUCAGAUCUUUCCUAACUUAAAUAUAUCAACUCGCACAGUGGAACGAAGCAACAAUUUUUUUCAAGUAUGUUAUUCAGAAGAUAAAAGGUUUACAGUUAUAGCCUCCGGAAGUGAAUUGACCUUCGACCCUGAUGCCAAGUCCGAAGUGAUAGGGUUUUACGACAGACAGGAAAAUGGUCCCCCCUCUGCUGUUCUUGUGCCGGUUGAUGCUGGAAAAUGUGCAAUUUUGGGAUUUGACAUCGAAAUCACUUAUAAUGACAUUGGUUUAGUGCCAGACAUCACUGAGCCAGAAAAAUUAGUUGAUCCUUUAUCCAGAACUGUUUUUACUAGAGAUGAAUAUUUUAAUUAUGUUCUGUCAAAACUGCUCAAUUAUUUUUAAUUUGAGCUGCAUUAUCUUGAAUCGAAUAAGUAGGACAACCAAGAAUGAUGUAAAUGUAUAUGUGUAAUUAACCCGGUGAUCCGACAUACAUUGUAGUGUGAACAAUUCAGGUGAUGAAUGGACAGGUUUGCCAGUUGGUACUGGUUCAAUGAUAUCAACUUACCGUGAUAUCCGUAAAAUGCUGUAUAUAGUUAUAUACGUUAUUACCUACACAAGAUAAUAUACAUUCUUUUAUUUUUAUCUAUACUGCAUAUCUUUUGAUGUGUCUAUUCUCGUAUUUACAUGCAGAUAUGUGAUAAUUUAUCUGAUAGAGAGGGCAAAUAAGAAAUGGUGUUAGUUUAUCGCAGGCAAGUUGAAACAGUCUUAUUUUUGUUGUUGAAUAAAUGUUCAGAAAGAUA